This is a messenger RNA of Durusdinium trenchii, 4362 nucleotides long. NCBI's taxonomy places the organism in Eukaryota, Dinophyceae, Suessiales, Symbiodiniaceae. The record is from the annotation of a GenBank genome assembly.
AGCCAUGUAUUUCAUAUCAAGGCGUUCCAUGCCGCCUUCGGCGGGGCGCGACGGCCCUGCGGCCGUCUCAGGCUGCAGCCAAUGAAGCUAUGCUUUCUCCUGGCUGUGAUCUCAACAGCCAGGAAGCUUGUGGAUCCUGCACCGUUUCCUCGAGGGAAGCUGAAUGCUGGGAUUGACCUUGAUGGCGUGGAGGCCAUGGUUUUGCAGCUGGGAAACCGCUCUACGCCAUCCAUGAAGCCACUGUUCGAUGACUUCCGCAAGCUGCUGCAAGAGGAGCUCUUACCCCGACUCUAUGAUGAGAAAGGCACCGCCAAGUCAUUGCUGGAAGAUGCUGCCAAAGGAUUCGAAAGCUGCCAAGGCGUUGACCAGAGCCGCGUUUGGCGCCUGAGUGCCUCACACCAGCGGUGCAGGGCACAAGAAGCGCAGCUCCGCAGACAGCAGAAAGAUGUUUGCGAUAUGUCCACCGCCAUGGCGACGAACCAGCACGAGACGUGCCAAGCCUUCCAGGACCUUGACGUGUUUCCAGAGGGCGUGCCAGUGGUGUGCAACAAGGAGGCCAACGAUACCAGCCAUGAAGCCCACGCGAAGCGUGUGCGUGACUUCUAUGCCCAGAAAGUGCAGGCCUGGGCGGUGGCGGAAGGCCUUUGUGCGAACCAGACGGCGCGUGCCACGCAAAGCGCUGGCGACUGCAAGGCAGCGGGUGCGAGCGUGGUCAGCAAGGGUGAGAACUGCACUGAAAUCCAAAGGAUGCUGGAUGAUCUGGCUUGUGAAGCAUGGACGGAGCACUAUGAUUGUGAGAAGAAGUCCGUGUCCUGCUUGUUCCAAGCACGGCAGAGAUACCUGGAUGCCAAUCGCACGGGCGCGCGCACGGACGAGGAUUUGCAGUCCCAAUGGCGGGCGGUGAAGCGCAUCGAGUGCUUGUUGGAUGCGAUGGAGCAGAGCGAGGACAUGAAUCAUGCACUGGAGGAAUGCAGGAGUAAGAGCCAUGAUGCCAGCCCCAUUGCCUUGAGCUACCCCUUCUACCAGGACUGGGCACCUCAGAUGCCCGAUGUGAGCGAAUGCAAGCAGCCACGGUUCCCACCGCCAGGAAGCGCCACCUACCCAAAGCAAGUCUACGAUCUGGCGCAGGGGGAGAGCUUUGCGGAGUGCACCGCGGAGUGCUGCAGCAGGUGUCAAUUCUUCACUUGCAACAGCACGACAGUGCUGAAGCCGAAUGCCAAGCUCUUGCAUGGCUUUUCACAGGCGCAGUGCUGCGAAGCGAUGCCUCAAGUCCAUUGGAGAGCAGAAGAAUGGCCCAAUGUGAAUUGCCCCACUGAGUGUGGCUUACAAACGAUGACUCAGACGCGCCGAGUUGUUUGCUGGGACGUGGCAAACCAAGUGGAAGCAGAGGAGUCGCUGUGCACAAGCACGAAGCCCUCGUCCUUCCGCGUGAGCUGCCCAGCAACGCCCAGCUGCAGGAGCUGCCAGGCCACCAAGUGCCCAAACGGAUUCACAGCAAAGGCGGAUGCUCCAGAGAUUUGCACAGGCGCCACGUGCCUCCCAGAGGAGUGCUGCAACCGCGUGUGCUCCGUCGGGGACUGCCCUGCUGGAUGGGUGUUGAAGGCCAAUGCGACCUGUGGAAGUGCAACUUGCACACGGGGCGACUGCUGCAGUGUCACCCAGUGGAGCUUCAAUGAAUGGACGGACGUGAUGUGCGACUCCAGCUGUGGGCAGCCGGAACAGAUCGAGACGCGUUUGGUGCGCUGUCGGGUGGAGGGAAUGGUGCAGGGCGACGUCUCCUUCGUGCGCGAUGACGCCUGCGUCGCCCCGAAGCCGGUGACCUCGAGGGUGCGUUGCCCAGCCACCGCCCCCUGCGCAGUGACGACCACCUCGAAGCCCCCGGCUCCGACAGCGACGCCGCACUGGGCCUAUCCGGAAUGGCCUCCCCAUGAUAUUGACUGCGCAGCACGCGGCUGCGGCAUGCGUGAGCUCGCGGAGACGCGUGGCGUCCAAUGCGAGGGCGCGGAGGCCGCGCCGCUGCCACAGUCGCGCUGUACAGGUCUUAAGCCCUUGGAGCGCCGCGUCAUUUGCCCUGCCACCCCGCCGUGCGAGACCAGCGCUGCAGCACCAGCGACCACGUUGGCACCAACCACCACUCUGGCGCCGAUGACCACUUCCGCUACGUUGCCUGCAACAGAAGCAGCGAAGGUGGGCUCAUGGGUUGCGCCAGCAUGGAGCACACCUGAUUGUGCCCGACGAUGCUGCGGUUUGGGUGAGCUCACAGAAGAGCGCUCGGUGCUUUGCAUGGACUGCAAUGGGCGCUUGCUGCCGGAAUGCAGCUGCUCAGGUCCCAAGCCAGCGACCUCCACCGUCUUGUGUGCCCGGACAUCGCCUUGUGGCGCUGCGACCGUGCCUGCUGUGGCGCCCACGGUUGUACCGACAACAGCUGCGCCUGUGACAACACAGGCUGGGCCAUCUCCAGUGUGGGCCUAUGUUGAAUGGACUGUUGACAGCACCAAUUGCAGUGCACGCAGCUGUGGACUAGGUGCUGUGGUGCAGGAACGUGCUGUGCUGUGCAACGACCUUGUGACGGGACAGCAGCUGGCCGACAGCAGCUGUCUAGGCUUGAAGCCACCCACCAAGCGGACCAUUUGCCCUGCGACUGCACCCUGCGUCAAGGUCGAGAUCACGGACGCAUGGACCUGCUGUCCACGAGGCUAUGCCCUGAAGAAGCCAGAGGAUUUGCCAACCACUUGUCAGCAAGGCAGCUGUGAGGUGGAAAGCUGCUGUUCCAUGGUCAGCUGGGUGAACCUGGAUUGGGAUGAGACGCAGGCGUGCUCGCAGAGCUGUGGACUGCCACAGCAGAUGCAGGAGCGUAGUGUCACUUGCCAGGCCAUGUAUAGCGGCGAAGUGGUGUCCAAGGAGCUUUGCCCCUCGGAAGCUCCAGCGGCCCAGCGUGUCCUUUGCCCCGCCACUGAUCCGUGUGAGACCUGUGACGGCUUCGCCUGUGGUGAUGAUGCACUGCCCGUGCUUCCCCCUCCCUCAUGUGAGGGCGGUACAUGUGAAAGUGGCCGCUGUUGCCGGAAGUUCCUGAGCGGCUUCCACGCGAUUCAACUCCCUGUGACCCCCAACACAGUUGCGAACGAAGGCUUUCUGGGCGGGCAGUUGAAGUUCUUGGGCGUGCCACCGCAAUUGGCAGAUGAAGGACAUUCCUUUCGCCUGAGCGGGCACAGCGUGAUGGACUUCGGGGAACUCGCGCUCGAACAGAGCAGUGGCUUUACCGCCAUGGUCUACCUUAAGCCUCACGUUGCCGAUGGCGUCGACGAGGACCAGGCGAUCCUUGUGACCAAAGGUGUUGCCGGAUCACUUUGGCAACUCUCCUUGACCUCAUUGAAACAGUUCAAGAUCGAGUCCUUCAAGGCAGUUCCAGAUGAGGCGCUACCACCCAGUUGCACCUGCCCCUCCGUGCAUGAGGACGAGUGGGCGCACGUGAUCGUCCGUGACAACGGAACGGCCAUGGAACUCCUUGUGAAUGGGAAGAGCUGUUGCGAAGCGAGACCUAGUGCUAUGCUCAAAGGCUCCACCUGGCUUGGUGGUCUUCAAGCUGAUUUGCAUGCAGUCGAGCUUUGGAAUUCCGUGCUGACGGACCCGGAGCUCGACCAGCUCUUGCAACGCUACCGCAAGGCGCGGCCAAUGUGGCAUCCGCCGCAGCAGCAGCUGUGUCCAGGCGAUAGCAUCGAGGUGCUCGAAGACAUUGGCAGCCUGGCCUUUUGCAAACUGCGCUGCGAGAAGAACCCUAGCUGCCGAUCAGUGUUGUUCAAAUCUUUGGAGAAGAGCUGCAGCCUGCGCCCAAGGGUGACCUCCAAAGACAGGUGUCGCCUGAGUAUUGGCAGCCUCGUGGCCAACUUGGACCGUGGCCAGUGUGCCUCCGGUGCCUUUGAGUGGCAACUCGCGCUCACCGAUCGCCACGGUCCGGUGACGGAGUUCGCCCUGCUGGACAACGAUCAGCGGAUCAUGCCUGCGGAGCAGAUGAUUGACGCCCAGACCUUGGCGCCACUGGGCGCGGAGUGUGCCUUGAGCGACGGGGAGCCCGACGGUCCUGGAUGCUGGUCACCCAAAGGCUUUUGGGAGUACAGGUUUUCCAGCUGCGUAGCUCCUGGAUAUCUCUCUGUGGCGUUGAAGGACCAAGCUGAGGUCCCUGCCUCAUCGCUAAGAGUUCGAUAUGCCACUGCUGCAGGGGAGUGGAAGAACUGCACUUUUAGCUCCACACAGAUCUCUGGACGCUUUCACCUCUCCUGCUUCAUCGAAGAGCCCUUGGCAUCCGCUUGGUGGGAGGACUGAGGAUGCUGCCGAGAUGUUUUGCGAUGAAAAGCGCGCAAGAAC